AGAAAAAGGCAUUUUGGAGUGUUUCGACAUCCGGACGGGGCGGUCUGCGGCGGCGCUGCGUGCGGGCGAAAUUUCGAGCUCAGUCACUGCAGCAGCAUUUUCUCCAACUUCUUUGGAAAUUGCAAUUGGCACUUCAAAUGGAUUAUGUUUAUUAUUUGAUUUGCGAUCUCCGAAGCCUUUGGGGGCCUUCAACCACAGGAACUUCUCCCCAGUCAACACGCUCCAGUGGCUGCAGCAGCAGCCUGCUGCAGCAGCAGCAGCAGCAGCUGAGGAGCACCCCGCAGCAGAAGCAGCAGCAGCUGCUGCUGCUGCAGCCACCAGCAGAAUCGCAAGCUGCGACGGCGUCUCCAUCAAAGUCUGGACACCAGGCAACUUCGACAGCAGCAGCAGCAGCAGCAGCAGCAGCAGCAGCAGCAGCAGCAGCAGCAAACUGCUGGCGAGCAUCGAGGCCCCUCUUGUGUGGGAAAACCCGAUGGCGCCCCGCAACGACAAGCAGGAGCAGCAGCAGCAGCAGCGGCAGCAGCAGCAGCAGCAGCGAGUUGUCCGUUUUACUUCAUUUUCUGUAUUUGGAAAUUCGGGUUUAUUUCUGGCUUCCACAGACCACAGACAAAUGGCAGCAUACUUUGUCCCUUCUCUGGGCCUCGCUCCGAAGUGGUGUUCCAUGCUGGACAGUUUGACGGAGGAGCUGGAGGAGCAGCAGCAGCCCGGGAGCGCAGCAGCAGCAGCAGCAGCAGCAUUUUCUUCGCUGCAGUUCUUAACUGAGCAGCAGCUGCAGCAGCUAAAUGCGCAGCACCUCAUUGGCAGCCCUUUAGUCACUCGUUAUCUCCAUGGCUACUUCAUUGCCAAAGAACUCUAUGACCAACUCAAGGCAAGCAGCAGCAGCAGCAGCAGCAGCAGCAGCAGCAGCAGCAGCAGCAGCGGCAGCAGCAGCAGCGGGAGCGGUAGUAGCAGUGGUAGUAGGCGCAGCAGUGGGAGCAGCUGCAGCCUCGCCGCAGCAGCGACGGCGUGGGCAGCAGCAGAACCCUUCGCGUUUGAGGCGUACAGACAGCAGAAAAUCAAAGAGAGACUUGAAAAGAAAAAGACAAUGCGCAUACAGGUGCGGCGGAAGCUGCCAAAGACAAAUGCCGAAUUUGCUGAAAAACUGCAGAGGACUUUGGAGGCCACAAAGGAUAGUAACAGCAAGAAGCAAAAGCGGGAGGCGGCAGUUGCUGCUGAGCUGCUGCAAGACAGCAGAUUUAGCCGCUUGUUCACAAACCCUGAUUUCCAGAUGGAGCAGGAGACGCAUCCGGUUAUAGCGCUUUUCUUCGCCUCCUUGUUCUAA
Messenger RNA from Eimeria necatrix, 1321 nucleotides. RefSeq lists its product as hypothetical. The record is from RefSeq and is a predicted model, not a curated record. Gene Ontology annotation, biological process: maturation of SSU-rRNA from tricistronic rRNA transcript (SSU-rRNA, 5.8S rRNA, LSU-rRNA). Lineage: Eukaryota; Apicomplexa; Conoidasida; Eucoccidiorida; Eimeriidae. Gene Ontology annotation, cellular component: nucleolus; 90S preribosome; small-subunit processome. The annotation marks the transcript as partial. The transcript has 7 exons. Gene Ontology annotation, molecular function: protein binding.